Cuscuta epithymum is the source of this 1545-nucleotide messenger RNA. Lineage: Eukaryota; Viridiplantae; Streptophyta; Magnoliopsida; Solanales; Convolvulaceae. The record is from the annotation of a GenBank genome assembly.
GAAAAAAGAACACUCAUCCAACGAACGCGUAAUCAAUACGGUUUAAACGGGUGACUUCGCUGCAUUUUAUGCCACAGCUUUCUUUCUGGAAAGGAUAGUUCAUGAUUUCAGACAAGAAGCUGCGCCUAUAAACUCUCGCCUCCAGCUGCUUUUUUUAUUCAGUGGAGAAAUUCAGAAAUUGAUCGAUCGUUUUUGCUCUUCACACGCAGGCGCUUCUGAAACACUGAGAUAGAGGCCAAGUGGAGUAGUAGAUGGAGAUAAAUAUGAUGGAAAAGGAAGAAAUUCAUUUGAAAGUUGAGAACAAGAUCAGGUCUGAUGAGAAGACAGAAAAGACUGAGGUGGAAAUUGAUGUGAAGAGCAAAUCAGUGGAGAAAGAACAAGAGCUUAAGCACCAGGAUUGUAAGAAAGAAGAAAAGCAUAAGGAUUCCAAGCAGGAAAAGAACACAGAGGCGAGUGGAGAUGAAGAUGAUAAGAAGAAGAUGAAAAAGGAAAAAUCUAAGAAGGAAAAGAGCAAAGAGGAGGGUGAAGAUGAAGAAGAUAAGAAGAAGAUGAAAAAGGACAAAUCUAAGAAGGAAAAGAGCAAAGAGGAGGGUGAAGAUGAAGAAGAUAAGAAGAAGAUGAAAAAGGACAGAUCUAAGAAGAAAGAAAAGAACAAAGAGGAGAGUCAAGAUGAAGAUGAAGGAGAUAAGGAGAAAAAGGAGAAAUGUAAGAGGAAAGAUGGAGAGAAGAAACACAAGAAAGAGAAAGACACAGAAAAGGAAAUAAAACACGAAGAGGAGGAGGGAGAAGAGAAGGGCGAGGACAAGCAUGACAAAGAGGAUAAGAAGGGAAAGGUGAAGAAAGACAAAAAAGAGAAGGGAAAGGAAAAGAAAACUAAGGGCAAAGAGGUAGAAUCCGAGGAAAUAUCAAAUGAAGAAAACGACGAGGAAACAGAAGAUAAAAAAACAAAAAAGGAUAAGAAGAAGAAAGAAAAGAAGGAGAAGGAAACUAGAGUGAAAUGCAAAAAUGAAGGGAAGGAUGAAGAAGUGCAUGAUAAAGAAGAGACUGAGGUGUCUGGGCCUGACGUGGCCACAAGAGAAAUACAAAUAGAUGGGAUUGAAUCAGAGGGAAUAUGUAAGUCUGAAAAGAAGGAAAGGGAGUUCGAGGAUGAGAAGAAAGAUAAGUCUGAUAAGAAGAAGAAAACUGAAGGCAAGAGCAAAUGCAAAGAUCUUGAGACGCUGAAAAAGAAGCUGGAGAAAAUCAAUGCAAAAAUGGAAGGUUUGGAGCUGAAAAGAGCAGAGAUCUUGAGACAGAUAAAAGAAGUUGAAGAUCAGAAGUCUUCUCUUGCUGGGGCUGAUGAUGGGCAGCAUUAGGCGGCAUAUGUGUUAUCUCUUUUAUGGACGUUUUUUACUCUAUUUCCAUGCCAUGUGUUUGUUUGUUUUUUUUAUACAUCUAUACAACGUACAAUCUUUUGAUGUACUAGAUUGUACACUUGUAAUUUAAUUGCUUUUCUUAUGUCUUGGGAGUGUUUAAGUGAAUAAAUAUGUCAUUUAUAGUGUUGAUGAA